CCUGUUCUUCACUGACACUCUCACUCAGCUGAGUGAGAUCCAGUGGUGUGGAGCAGAGAGUCUCAAACAGAUUUUCUCGCUUUCUUCAGCAAGAAAGAAAAGGAAAAGAUGGAGAGGAUGCAGGGAGAGGUGGAUCUCCUGGAGCAACCAAGUCCCUUGAAUGACAAGGAGAGGCUGAUGAUCCAGGAUUCCUGGUCAAAAGUCUACGAGCACUGUGACGAUGCUGGUGUGGCCAUACUCGUCAGGCUGUUUGUAAACUUCCCCUCAUCCAAGCAGUUCUUCAGCCAGUUCAAGCAAAUCGAGGAGCCGGAGGAGCUGGAGCGGAGUGCCCAGCUGAGGAAGCACGCUCGCAGGGUCAUGAACGCUAUCAACACGCUGGUGGAAAACCUCGAUAACCCAGAUACGAUGGCCUCAGUGCUGCAGCAGGUGGGCAAGGCCCACGCUCUCCGACACAAGGUGGAGCCUGUGUACUUCAAGAUCCUGAGUGGCGUGAUACUGGAAGUCUUGGCAGAAGUGUUUCCAGAGGUUGUGACAGCAGAGGUGGGCACUGCGUGGACCAAACUCUUGGCUACAGUCUACUCCAGGAUCAAAACGGUCUAUGAGGAGGUGGGCUGGCCUAAACUGUCAACUUCAACCGGGUGAACCAUUUGGUCUGGCUUUAUUGGACCAUGUGCACUGAGAGACUGUCAGAAUUUAUUUUUUAUUUGGCCAGAGCCUAAUAAAAAAGAGCAAUCGAUUCACUGUAUGUGGGAAUACAGUUUGAUGUCAUCUGUGAUAACAGUGGGAUAUGGAGCAUAUACAGUACACUUAAAGUUUAUAAGCUUGCAAGGGACCAAACUGUUGAAUGGAGGGGGAGAGAAAGAGAAAGAAAACACAAACAUAAACCCAACAGUGGACAAGAGGUCACAUUUGACUUGGAUGUGCCUUCUCGUGAAUGUGUUUAGAAACUGCCAUGUACCGUAAAUAUAAUUCUUUCUAUAUAUUGUGUUGAUUUUCUGAUGCUGUCUUUGGAGUAAGUAUCCACCUGUGUCCACCUUAUGAGAUAUUAAUACGUCUGAGACAUUUUUACAUUUUUCCUUUGUAUCUGUACUCAAAGAUAUGUACUGAAAACAAUAUUUUGAAAUAAAAGAGCAAAAAUAACCCAAAGUCAAA
Molecule: messenger RNA, 1152 nt
Organism: Solea solea (common sole)
Lineage: Eukaryota; Metazoa; Chordata; Actinopteri; Pleuronectiformes; Soleidae
Product: cytoglobin-1-like
Exons: 4
Coding region: 109-642 (177 amino acids)
Biological process (GO): oxygen transport
Molecular function (GO): oxygen binding; iron ion binding; heme binding
Source: RefSeq, a predicted model, not a curated record